Colletotrichum phormii is the source of this 435-nucleotide messenger RNA. RefSeq lists its product as uncharacterized. The transcript has 2 exons. Lineage: Eukaryota; Fungi; Ascomycota; Sordariomycetes; Glomerellales; Glomerellaceae. The record is from RefSeq and is a predicted model, not a curated record. Bases 79 to 435 code for a protein of 118 amino acids. Gene Ontology annotation, molecular function: ATP binding; ATP-dependent protein folding chaperone.
CCGAGAACCUAGAAGUGACAGAAAAUAAACCGGGUACGCUUCCUUGACCCCGGGUUUGCGGGGUUUGGUGCACCAAAAAUGCGUUCCCCGUACCCAGAGCUGGUUGGAAAAGAAGAGUGCACAAGAGCGAGUAAGCUUGACCAGGAUAAACCAACUCCUCAUUUCGACGCCCGCAUGAAGACGGCAUUGUCCGGAGGCGGUAUGCUUGCCAUUGGUCUUUAUGGCAGACCAGUCAACGGCAUCUCCACUUGGAAACCAACUGAACGGCUUUUCAGAUACCUAGACAUGUUGGUUUCACCGACACUGAGCGUAUUGAGCGUCUUUCUCGUCGUAGGUGUCGCCAAGAACCAGGUCGCCAUGAACCCCCACAACAAUGUGGUCUUCGAUGCCAAACGUCUCAUUGGCUGCAAGUUCCAGGACUCCGAGGUCCACUAA